Carassius gibelio (silver crucian carp) is the source of this 1746-nucleotide messenger RNA. RefSeq lists its product as uncharacterized. The record is from RefSeq and is a predicted model, not a curated record. Bases 397 to 1527 code for a protein of 376 amino acids. The transcript has 8 exons. NCBI's taxonomy places the organism in Eukaryota, Metazoa, Chordata, Actinopteri, Cypriniformes, Cyprinidae.
UGCGCAGUUAAAGUCGGUCAUUCUCACUCCGUAGGACGGACUAAUUGACGCGAUAGCAGGGAAACCGGUGGAGAAGCUGCAGCUCUGUCGGUAUCGUAUCUAUAACACCGAUAUGAAUCACCGCUUCAGAUCUGAUUUGAUUCGCCGUGAGAUCUGACCUACAUCUGAACUCUCCAAUAACAUCAGACACAAGCGACUAAACUCUUCUGAAGUUUGACACAGUUCGAGGCUGAGUCGCGCGGACUCGGAGCUGUUUUGUUUUUAGUGUCCUUGUUUUAAUACUGCUGAAUUUGUCAAUGCGUUUGGUUGCGUUCAGCUUUAACACGUCGCCACUCAACUGAUUCCUCCGGACGUCGAGGUGACAUUAUUUACCAGUUUUCUCUCUCUGUCUCAGCGAUGGCAGACGUGGUGGUCAGGCCUGCUUCCCCCUCAUCCUCCUCGUCUCUCCUGGAGAUCGAAGCGGAGACGCGGUUGGUGCUCAAGUCUUUUCUGCGUAACUCUCUGUCGAUGCCUCCGGGACAGAGGCCUGGAAGAAUAGGAGGAGAGUACAACGACCCAAACAAAUACAGUGCCUCAACAAAAGAAAAAUCGAAGAAAGAUGCAAAUGGAUGGGACUCUUUGGAUGAGGAGAUCAGUGCAGCAGAGGAAAAGAAACAUGGAAUUAAAGAUUUAAUUAAAAGAAGACUGAGAUCCCGUUCAUCUGUGAUCCAGCGUGCUAAGAAAGACAGCAGUUCUGACCCGACUCCAAACAACACCCUGGAGAAGCAGAGUCAGCCGGGCCAGUCUGACAAGCCAUCAACAAACGGAUCACACAGUUUACCCAGAAAAACAGAGGAAGAGAUAUUACCACUGUCUUCUGCAUCUGAAGAGGAAGGUGACAGAAAAUUGGGGGACAAAAAGAAGAAAAAGAAAAAACUGAAGAUAUCUGAUAUACUCAAAAAAGUGUCAUUAAAAAAAGAAGAGCCUCGUCCUCCGCGCCCAGCCUCUCUGGCUUUUAAAGAUGUCCCAAAAUCUAUGGAUCAUUCUGUUUCACCAUCCCAUCCACCUGAGUUUUAUGACGGUGUAGCAGAAACUCUGGACAGAAUUGCACAGAAACACAGUGUGAAAAAGAAAUCGCCUGUUAAACCAGAGCCUCCGCCAACUGCACUUAAAGGCAAUGACAAAGAGGCUGUGGUUCAACAGCUAGUUCAGAUAUUGACUUCAGAGGGGGAUGCCAUGAACGGAAAGAUAAACGCCAGUCCCUUCCUGCGGUCCACCCUCACACGCCUCUCCUACCCAUCCUUUGCCAAACUCCUUGACAUGUACGCCAGUCAGAGUGAAGAGCCCCCCGCUCCGGCUCCGGUCAGCCCUACGCUGCGGCGUCUCGCCAUCACCAUGGAUGUGUCUCGACGAGUGGUCACGGCCACUGGAGUUCAGCGUCUGACUGGGUAUGCUGAACGCUACAUGGAGAGCUUCGCACCAUGGGUGGUGAGCCAUGGAGGAUGGGGGAACAUUGCACAACUGGAUGAGGUUCUGGAGUGUGAUUGACCUCAGUCAUUGACCUUACAGUAAAUCUGUUCAUUAUGAACUCUGGAGCAUGUAGCAUGACCUCUGUGAGGAGAGCAAGAACAAGAACCAGCCAGCUGGGCAACUGACACUACUUGAUUAUAUAGUUUCUCUGCUGAUCUAUUUAUUCUUUUGUAUUUGGAUGUUUUUACAUUUUUUUUAAUGUGACUUUUAUAGCAAAAAUACAUGAUUUCAAUCAUC